Guillardia theta CCMP2712 is the source of this 609-nucleotide messenger RNA. RefSeq lists its product as hypothetical. NCBI's taxonomy places the organism in Eukaryota, Cryptophyceae, Pyrenomonadales, Geminigeraceae. The transcript has a single exon. The record is from RefSeq and is a predicted model, not a curated record. The annotation marks the transcript as partial.
GGCAUAGGUGAAGGCUGCUACAUAGACGGCAACUUGUCCAACGCAUGCUUCAACGGUCCGUCAGGGGUCGCCAUCCUCCAGCUGGGCUCGGACACCCUUGUGCUGGUCUCGGAGGUGGGAAAUCACGUGGUAAGGUACAUCAACGUCAUCUCGUUGCAAGUCGGAACUCUCGCCGGUAGCGGUUACGUCGGUUUCGCUGACGGCGAGGCUCGUGCUGCCAUGUUCAACCACCCGAUCGCUCUCGCCACGUCACCGGACAACUCAAUCGUGCUCAUCGCCGACGGUUUCAACCAUCGCGUCCGCAGUUUCAACGUCUCCAACAUGUCCAUCUCAACCUUGGCAGGCGACGGAGGCGCUGGGUUCCAAGACGGCAUCGGCACUGACGCCAAGUUCAACUUUCCGAGUGCCCUGAGCUUCUUCGGGGAUGGUACCAAGGUUGCAGUGACCGAUAUGUAUAACAACAAGAUCCGGAUCAUCACUCUUGAUAGCAAGCUAGUCACGACCCUCCCCAUCGUCAGUAGCAGCGGAUACUCUCCUGAUUUCGUUUAUCCGGCAGGCAUCUCGAUAAGAGCAGGCAAUGCGCUACUUCUUGUUUCUCCUCUUCACAAC